Paramecium sonneborni is the source of this 434-nucleotide messenger RNA. The record is from the annotation of a GenBank genome assembly. Lineage: Eukaryota; Ciliophora; Oligohymenophorea; Peniculida; Parameciidae.
AUGAUAUCCAAUCAGAGUUUUUAAUGAAUGGAUACCCUUAUUGAGCUGUUGGACAUUUUGUAAAAAUUAGUAUUUAUCAUAUAGAAUUAGUAUGGUUUUCUUUUCCUAUCUAAAAUCAACUUGCUGAACAACUUUAAAUUAAUUUUGUAAUUAUUUUAUCAUAAAUUGUCUUUAAAACUAUUGUUUAUUCUACAACAAAAGUAUAUUUAUCUUAGAUUAAAAGUCUUUCUUCUAAUUAGAAAAGUUACGCCUAAUUAUCAUUAGUUUAUUAGCCUUUUUUUAUUGCAUUCAGCUUAGAAAACUUAAUUAUAUUGUUUUGGAUUUAAUUUAUUUCAACCAUUUAUUUGACUCUCAUACUUAUUAAGAAUGUAAUCAAUUAAAUAACCACUUAUCUAAAUAUAAGUUGUUUUAAAAUCAAGAAGAAAUAAAAUUGA